Messenger RNA from Trachymyrmex septentrionalis, 4060 nucleotides. RefSeq names its product probable serine/threonine-protein kinase MARK-A (gene Snrk). NCBI's taxonomy places the organism in Eukaryota, Metazoa, Arthropoda, Insecta, Hymenoptera, Formicidae. Gene Ontology annotation, biological process: intracellular signal transduction; microtubule cytoskeleton organization; protein phosphorylation. Gene Ontology annotation, molecular function: tau-protein kinase activity; ATP binding; protein serine/threonine kinase activity. The record is from RefSeq and is a predicted model, not a curated record. Gene Ontology annotation, cellular component: cytoplasm. The coding region runs from base 65 to 3388 and encodes 1107 amino acids. The transcript is spliced from 8 exons.
AAUUCGCAACGUCUGGUAUGGUGGUGGUCCAGCGAUCUCUUACGAGUUCAGAUGGCGGCACGAGAUGAAUCGAAGAGUGGGAUACAGCAAUUACGAUGGCAAGAUCGCCGGUCUUUACGAUCUGGAGGAGACUCUCGGCCGCGGUCACUUCGCCGUGGUAAAGCUGGCACGACACGUUUUCACCGGUGAGAAGGUGGCAGUGAAGGUGAUCGACAAGAGUAAGCUCGAUGAGGUUUCGAGGGCUCAUCUCUUCCAGGAGGUGCGAUGCAUGAAGCUGGUACAGCAUCCCAAUGUGGUGCGGUUAUAUGAGGUGAUAGACACGCAGACCAAGCUAUACCUAAUUCUAGAGCUCGGCGAUGGCGGGGACCUCUACGAUUACAUCAUGCGCCACGACAGCGGUCUCAGCGAAGAGGUGGCCAGGACUUACUUUCGACAGAUAGUUAGAGCCAUAUCUUACUGUCACCGUUUACACGUAGUGCACAGAGAUUUGAAACCCGAGAAUGUCGUGUUCUUCGAAAAGCUGGGUACGGUGAAGCUUACGGAUUUUGGGUUUAGCAAUAGAUUUUGUCCUGGUCAGAAGCUCGAGACUUCGUGCGGCUCAUUAGCGUACUCCGCUCCAGAGAUACUUCUAGGCGAUAGUUAUGAUGCCCCCGCAGUAGAUGUUUGGUCGUUAGGUGUAAUACUAUACAUGUUAGUAUGCGGUCAAGCGCCGUUUCAAGAAGCGAACGACAGUGAGACGUUAACGAUGAUUAUGGACUGCAAGUAUUCAAUUCCGUCGCACGUGUCCGAUGGUUGCAAGCGGCUGAUCGCGAGAAUGCUCGUGCGAGAACCCGAAGGCCGAGCGUCCCUCGAGGAGAUAGCUGCGGAUCCAUGGUUAGCGAUCGGUUCCGACUUGGACACGAUGGAGACGCUACCGCUCGUGUCACGUCAACAAGUCUCCGAUGAUCAUCACAAUCAUAUAAUUACCAAAAUGGUUAACGGUAACAUCGCCACCAAGGAAGAGAUAUUGGACGCGCUCGACAAGAACGAAUACAACCACAUCACCGCGACGUAUUUUUUGCUAGCUGAGAGGAAAUUGCGCGCUCAUCGACAAGAACAGAUGCAGAAAAGUCGUCCAGAAGCUCUAGAUGUUUCCUCAAGCCGGCAAGAUGAUCUGACAACAAAUCUGCGCACAGAUGAGAAUUCUCUGGGUACUAUGAACCAGUCGCUAUUAAGCGUGCCACGGACACCUGGUGACGUACCGCAGAAUGUGCGUUCGCGCAAGUGCAGUAUUGUUCAAGAAGAAGAAGAUGAAGACGAUGUGUCCUCAUGCUCUGGCCGAGAUGAACAUGGCAGUAAUUCGGCGCUAAAUUCCCUUAAUCGUCGUGGUUCUCGUUCCGAGGGAAAACUCUCGCAUAUUCUACAGGAGCGAUUAUCGCAGCUUCCGGAGAAGCACACCAGCACGAAGCCCGUGUUGAGUCAACGGCAUCCACAUCAAAAAGAGGAUAUCGUAGUUGCUGAAUCAUCGCAUAGGGGAGAAAGACUGAAGCAGAUUUCGAAAAACGAAAAGGAUAAGACGUCGCCGCCGAUGCAUCUAAGAGGAGCAGACAAAGUCCAAAUGGGCAAUGUACUCUUGGAGAAACUGCCCAUAACUCCACGGAUUACCAUGACGUGCGAGGAAAAUCUGAAGAAUCAAUUGAGCGGCGCGAACUCUCCAUCAUCCGGAUGGGCAGCUAGAAAAGCCACUACUACAGAAACUAAACCUAAAUCGGUGACGGAGUGUCUAAAAUCGACCGGACCGAUACCGGCGAAUAAGUGGAGAAUGGGUUCUCAACACCAUCGGUUUAGUGUGCCGCUUACAGAGUCCUCAUCAAUGAUUCCCUCAAAACCGUCCGAUGUAUCUACAACGAUAACAACGACGACUACUACUAAAACAUUACAUGAAUCGUCGACCGUUUCGAUACCUCUUCAUCCGAUUAGUGACAAUCAAGUGACGUUAACACCUAAAUACAAGACGAUGCCGUCACCCAGCGGUGCUUCUGCGAAGCAACCCACGCUCAAUGAAAUUCUGGAGGACGGGGAUGGCACGCAAGCAUCGGUGAACUCCAGGGAAUGCGGGGAUUCGGCAACUAAAUGUCGCGUUGUUAGGCGAACAACAUAUGAGCAACGGAGAAGCAAGUUCCACAAGACGCGCACGACCUCCUGUUCGAGUUCGGACGCCAGCGACGACGACAGCGAGAGUAGAAAAAAGAGGGCGCACAAACUCGGUGCAUCCACGGGCAAACCUUUACCUCCGAGACGCGAUAGUCACGACGACUCGAGCGAUUCGCAGGAUCCAGGAGGAAGCGGUGGUGGGCGUGGUGGAGUUGGUGGAGGAGGGAGCGGAGUUAGCAAUGGCGAACACACGACGACGGAUACACCGACGACAACCGAGAGCAAUCGAAACGAAAGUGGCAGUGGCACUAACACGACAAACACGAGCACAACGAAUGGAGGAGGACGGCAUCGAUGCACCGAGAAUCAGGUAAUGUUUGGCAGGAGACAUCGCGCUGGUAGGAGAAGAGCCGGCGAGACGCGAUUGCGUGAGAGCCAGUCGUUGAAUCGUAUCACCGAGGUUCAGGAGGCCGAGGCACCCUCAUCUUGUCACAAUCAUUGUCAUGUGUCGCGCAAUUCAACUGCAAUUGGCACGCAGAACGUCUCCUCAUCGUCAGCGUCGUCGGUAUCGCAGAAUAGCACGGCUUCUCAGCACAAUGUUAUUCCACCUAUGUCUCAAAUAGCAACCAGUACGGUACAAAAGGCAAAAGGUCUCGGAGCGAAAUUAUUGCAGAGCUGGUCACUCAGCGCCGGGAAAUCCUUGAUAUCGCAAGGCUCAAGAUCCGCUCGCAGUCCCGAUGGAAAAAGUAAUAGCUGUCAACGGCAAUCGGACGAUUGUCAGAGCGUCAGCGAUGAACGUCGCGAUCACAAGUGCGCGAGUCAAGCGCCCUGUAACGACAAGGAGAAUCGUGGUAACGGCUCGAUCAACGAGUGUAAGAGGAACGAGUGUAAGAACAGGAAGAUUCGGUUGUUGAGUCGUUACUUCGCCGUGCACAAGAAGCUCUGCGUACCGCUGCCAGGUAUCUUUGGCAAGGGACGCCUCUACAAGGCUCGCUCGUGCGGUAGCAUCACUCGCGAUCGUGUUAGUCCGCCGUCGCCUAAAUCGGUGCUGCUAGUCGAGGACAAGUGGCGGGAACGUCGUCAGUGGUGCGAUGCCGCGACAAAGCAGCAUCGCGGUAGCGAUGGCGAUAUAAAUCAGAAUUUAGGCCUCGCGCAUCUAGUGCAGGAGAACAUCGGCGGUAAGGGCUGCACCGGCAUGCCUAACGUGUGCCACAUUCACCUCGGAGACGCUUCCAAGUGUUGUAGCCUUUGUUGAUGAAUCGCUUCCGCUUGAAAGAGAACUCUCUUAGAUAUUCAAGACGAGAGACGUAUGAACGCGGGUAGGUAAAGACCAAGUCCGUUCUCUGGUGCCAGUGGCGUAGCUAGAUGGCAUAUGCGCGCGGGAUUUCUUUCGCGACAAUUUCUUUUCGAUACUACUUUAAUUUUUGGCGAGUUAUUUUUGUCGAUACAGAAAUAUUUUUAUAGGUUUAAAAGAUCUGAGAUUAUAUAUUUUUCUUUUUUUCUUAAAAAACUGCAAUCUAAAACAGCAUAGAUGCUGUAUCUCUGAUACACCUUAAAGAGACCAAUAGUUAUUAAUUCUUCUAAGUACAGAACCGAGUCAGAUCUCUCAAGGAAUCAUUUCGUAAGCAAUUCGGAGUGCAAAAAAUAUUGAUAAUUGAUAUUUCCAGAAAGGCAUGAUCUGUUUCUCGCUGAUGCCGAAGUUACGUUAAGUUAAGGACGCGCAACUAUUAUAUUUGCGUGAGUGGUAAUUGCUAACCACAAUAUUAAAGAUUACGUGACUCUGGUCUGCCAUCAACGUACUUGACUGAUCACAUCAUAUCCCCGCUGGUCUAUAGAACACAGGGAUCAAGACAACAAUAAGAGAAAAAAAAGAUAGAGCGUAUCGAUUUGUCGAUCGUUCUAAGGGAGCUGUAUCUAGUCCAUGUGA